Molecule: messenger RNA, 463 nt
Organism: Aspergillus alliaceus
Lineage: Eukaryota; Fungi; Ascomycota; Eurotiomycetes; Eurotiales; Aspergillaceae
Exons: 1
Coding region: 81-323 (80 amino acids)
Source: RefSeq, a predicted model, not a curated record
CAAUCGUUGCCUUCUUGUUGUCUUCUCCAUUUACUCAACUUCAGACAAUAGCGCGCUUCAUAAUACAGUUCACAAUAUUCAUGAAGACCCUUCAAUCUAGGGUUGGGUAUCGUCACAGAGGCGGUUACACACCGACUGAUCUAGCUGGCUAUCUUUUCCCUCCAUUCCCCCCUCCUCUUUUUUUUUUUUUUCUUUUCUUUUUUUACCCUACUUGUCUAUGGAUUUUUGACUGGAUGAUUGAUCCCUCUGAAAGGAAUAGAAUGGGGAAAAUGAAAAAAAGAAAAAGCUCUAGCAGUAAAGUCCUCACCGCUCCCCAAGGAUGACUACCGAAUCAUGCAUCCAGAUUAUUACACUAUCAACUCUCCUUCCUCUUCUGUCUUGGUGUCCUGUCCUUUCUUUUCUUUUCUUUUUUUUCCCCUCUAAGUCUUCUCCGGAUACGGAUACUAUCGGGCGGAUAGGUGUG